AUUAUUGCAACUGCCACCCUACUCUCACACACACUCUCUCUCGGUCAAACCAGGAGAUCCGAAGCCCGAAUUUAAAUCUUAGUAAAAACGAUGCUGGGAGACCUCUGUUUGUGCCCAUGUUUCGGGUCUCGGGGCUCCGAAGAGCCCGAAAUUGAUCUAGACCCGGUCCUUCUUGUCUCCGGAAUGGGAGGGUCCAUUCUUCAUUCAAAGAGGAAGAAGUUUGGAUUCGAGACCCGGGUUUGGGUUCGGAUCCUGUUUUCCGAUUUGGAGUUCAAGAAGAAGCUCUGGUCUCUUUAUAAUCCUGAAACAGGUUAUACUGAAUCGUUAGAUGAUGACAUCGAGAUUUUGGUCCCUGAUGAUGAUUAUGGGCUAUAUGCAAUCGAUAUACUGGAUCCCUCCUGGCUAGUUAAACUUAUACAUUUGACAGAGGUGUAUCAUUUUCAUGAUAUGAUUGAUAUGCUAGUUGGAUGUGGGUAUAAGAAAGGAACCACAUUGUUUGGAUAUGGUUAUGAUUUCCGCCAAAGCAAUAGGUUUUGGUUACAUGGAUGCGUGUUAACUAUUGGCAGGAUUGACAAAUUAAUGGAAGGUCUUAAAGUUAAGUUGGAAACUGCACACAAGGCUUCUGGAGGCAGAAAAGUUAAUAUUAUCUCACAUUCGAUGGGAGGACUGUUGGUGCUAUGUUUCUUGUCACUUCAUAAUGAUGUAUUUUCCAAAUAUGUAAAUAAGUGGAUUACUAUUGCGUGCCCUUUUCAAGGUGCCCCAGGAUGUGUCAAUGAUUCUCUCUUAACUGGAUUACAGUUUGUUGAAGGUUUUGAAGCCUACUUCUUUGUAUCAAGGUGGACGAUGCACCAACUGUUGGUUGAGUGCCCAUCAGUCUACGAGAUGUUGCCAAAUCCAGAUUUUAGUUGGAAAAUGCAACCACAAAUUAAUGUUUGGCGAGAGCAUUCUGAAGAUGGGGAAACUUCUGUUAAACUGGAGUCAUACAGCCCAACUGAAAGCAUUGUUCUCUUCAAUGAAGCAUUGAGGCAUAAUGAGUUAAAUUAUGGUGGGAAUACGAUAGCUUUACCUUUCAACAUUUCCAUCCUCAAUUGGGCUGCUGGUACACGCAAACUUAUCAACAAUGCUAAACUACCAAGUGGAAUCUGCUUCUAUAACAUUUACGGGACAUCUUUUGACACACCAUUUGAUGUUUGUUAUGGUACAGAAACUUCACCAGUUGGGGACCUGUCAGAAAUAUGUCACACAAUGCCUCAAUAUACUUACGUAGAUGGAGAUGGAACUGUCCCUGCAGAAUCAGCAAUGGCAGAUGGAUUUGCUGCAGUUGAGAGAGCAGGAGUUGCUGGCAGUCAUCGUGGACUUUUACGUGACGAAACAGUAUUUAAACUUAUUAAAAAAUGGUUAGGUAUUGAGCAGAAGGUCACCAGGAAGCAUUUAAAGACUUCCAAAGUGGCAAAUGCUCCUUCAAACUAGAAAUUUGUUGCUACUUUUUUAAUGGCUUGAACAGGCUAGUCUUAACAUGUAGUAUUUAUCAACAUUGUUCAUGAUCAUGCAAAUAAAAGCAGUAUACAGACUCAUUGUAUACAGCAAUAAUCAAUAUCAAGUUGAUGUAUUCAUAUUU
Molecule: messenger RNA, 1618 nt
Organism: Theobroma umbraticum
Lineage: Eukaryota; Viridiplantae; Streptophyta; Magnoliopsida; Malvales; Malvaceae
Gene: LCAT3
Product: lecithin:cholesterol acyltransferase 3
Biological process (GO): lipid metabolic process
Source: RefSeq, a predicted model, not a curated record